UUCUCAUACCGAAACCAAAGCUCAGAAGCGCAGUCGCAUCAAUGCGUGUUAACAUUUCAAGUAUCAGAUGAAUUGUUUACGGACAUGAAGCGAGUUUCAUUGGUAUUCUUGGGCUUGCUUUUGCUGUCGGCAUGUGCAGCCGGCGGGUCCGGAAGGACGCUGGGGCGGAGACUUGGAAACUCUGGACCACAAUUAGAGCAUAGACGACAAAGGUCCCUUAGAUGGCAAGGAGACUUGCUGGGCAACUUUGACCAGGACCCAGCGGAUGAGCGACCUGAGGACGAGGCAUCCAAGGCGGCCGCCGCCGCCGCGCGGCCACUCAUGACCAAGGCCAAGGUCAAGGAGCUGCAGGACCACGCCCACUUCUUCGGCGCGGCUGAGGCGCUCACACGAUGGACUGAGUCCACCUUCGCGCUCAGCGCCCUGGCGCAUGCGGCCCUGACCAAGCAGCCCGAGGGGGUGGGCUCGGCGUGUGUGCACGACGGCAAGCGCUGCCUGCUGAACCCAGGGGUGGUGAGCGGGGCCGGCUUCCCGGCGCCACAGCUGCCAGCAGAGAAGAUCAUCCACCGCUUUGCCAGGGAGGCGUCCGUUUGUCGCGCCUCGACCGACCGCGCCGCAUGCCACCUGGACAGCAACUGCGACUGGGACGACCGCACGGGCGCCUGCUUUCUGGCGCACGACCCACAUUCGGACUUCACGACGGUCAUCUCCAUGUGCCGGGACAUGAUCUACACGCCCGCCGCCAAGGCGUGCUGGCGGCGCCGCCCCGACGCGGGCGCGUGGAGGCCGUGCGGCGAGACGGGGUGCAAACUGUUUCCCAAGGGGUCGGAGGUGGGGCCCGGCAGCGCCACUGCCGAGGACCGUUGCCUGCCUGACGCGCCGGCCAAGAUGCAACAGAAGGACCUGUACAACAUGCUGAAGCGGCUGUACGGGGAGGCGUACGGGGUGGACGACCCGCCCGUGACGCUCGCGGUCACACUCGCCAACGGCACCGAGGUCAUCACCACGGCGCCGGCGGCGGGCGCGACGGGCUUCGGCGCCGCGGCGCUGCAGGAGGGGCACGAGUUCGCGCGGGAGGGCUUCGGCAGCUGCGACACCGCCGCACUCCACCACGGCUUCGCCACCAGUUGCAGGUGGCGCAGGAAGUCGCACUCGGAAGCGCAGGAGGCCUGUGAGAAGGACAACAGGUGCCACUGGCUGCAGCAGGGCGGCGUGCGCGGGCACCACUGCGUGCUGGCCCGCACCACGGUGGUCCAGCUGCUGCUGGGGAACAGCAGCUUCACACGGGCCGCAGUGCAGGCUGAGGCCGCCUGCACGGCUGCGGCGGGCUCGCGGGAUGCCUGCCUGGCUGUGAAGCUGGAUCUGCGGGCGGGCGGCAGCUCCUAGCGUCCUGGGAGUGCACACACACACACACACACACACACACACACACACACACACACACACACACACACACACAUUGCGGCUGGCACUUGGCAACUGCUGCGUCCUGGGUGAUAGUCGAUGUGUGGGUUGUGGGACGGCCGAAGCAGGAUGCUGCAGAGCGGCGGGUAGAUAGAUGCGGUAGCAGGCAAGCGGUAGAGAGGCAGAAAUGUGCACGGACGGAAGAUGGUCAGCAUCCGGCCCCUCGCUUCCACAGGGAUUGAUCCCCACGUGCGAAACAUGGAAAAGCUGAAACCGUGAGCUGAAUCGGGUUCACCCGCUGCUGGACGGCGGCAUAUGCAUCUUGCGCGGGCCCUCUCUGGUCGCAAACUGCAGAAGGGAUGCGCAGGAUGGAGUGUGUGGUCAAGUGUGUGGUGCGGAGCGCUGAAAGCCUGAAAGCCUGGACAAAGGCGCGCUGAAGUGAGGCUCGUGUAAUUGCUGGGCGCA
Molecule: messenger RNA, 1869 nt
Organism: Chlamydomonas reinhardtii
Lineage: Eukaryota; Viridiplantae; Chlorophyta; Chlorophyceae; Chlamydomonadales; Chlamydomonadaceae
Exons: 11
Coding region: 85-1386 (433 amino acids)
Source: RefSeq, a predicted model, not a curated record